Messenger RNA from Pseudomyrmex gracilis, 5045 nucleotides. RefSeq lists its product as uncharacterized. NCBI's taxonomy places the organism in Eukaryota, Metazoa, Arthropoda, Insecta, Hymenoptera, Formicidae. The transcript has 5 exons. The record is from RefSeq and is a predicted model, not a curated record. The coding region runs from base 2821 to 3999 and encodes 392 amino acids.
UGGCUCUACGGCUGCUUCUUUCCGUUCAUCUCAGUUGGUUUAUGGCAUUGAGUUGGCUCAAGUUGCUUCUGUGCGACUGUGAUUGUGAUGUGUGUGCUAUAAAUCUCGCAUGGUCUCGUUUCUAUCGGGUUGUUAGUUACCAUAUCCACGUGGAACGGCUUUCACGAGGUUCCGGCAGCAAGAAGCAGCAAACUGGACAUUUAUCGGAUUCAAACGGCAUAUUACGUGUAAAAUACGUGCGAGAUCUUAGCACGUAUCGCAUUAAUAGUAAAAACUAAAAAAGGCGACUAAAAGAGAACGUCAUAGAAAAGCGCACUCUCACAGAACUACAAAAAUGUCCGAAAUUGAUGCAAAAGUGAAUAUGUCACUCGGUAAGUGGCCAGAAUUCCAACAAUCUAAUGGUUUUGCCAGUAAUCCCGGGUGAGAGCAUGUACGGCUCGCAGCAUAUUGUCCUCCGACUAAUAAAAUGGCGUCGGCGUACGUAAACGUAGAGUACCUGCAUUUGUUUUUGUUCACGUGUACGUUUUGGACAACGAUACGUUCUCAUCGUUUCCCGUCACUUGGCGAACAAAGAUGAUACGGAAAAAUUACGUUUGUCUUACUAUUCAUCACUGAUGUAACCUCCACCAGAACGGCAGAAUGCGAGAUAUGCUUAACACUUUAAAGAAGAGCAUAUAAAAAAUAGUUCAAGAUCCUUUUGGCCUUUUCGUGCUGUUGGUUUUAUGCAAUUAUUGUCUUUGUCAAUUGUUCCACAAGUAUAGUUGCAUGUUCUUCAGACAAAAAAAAAGAUAAACUAUCUAAAAAUACAAGACAAUGUGGGAAGACAUCAUCCAUUUCAAGCGGUUUUACAACUCCGCAGUUGCCGAUAAUUUCUUUAGUCUUCAAAAAGGAGAUUUGCAAAAUGAAGGAAUUUAAUUGAGAUAUAAGGAAGAUUGAUGCUUUGUCAGAAAAUAUCUUCCUAUAUAGAAGACUGUUAUAAAUAAUUUAUAUUUCUUCUUCCAAUCUUCUAACAAGAAGAAACAAGUCAGUACAUAAGAAAUAGAAUUUAACAGAUUUACAUAUAGAAAAUAGGAUCAAAAUACUGGGAAACAAUUUGUUCACAUCAAGAACUAACAUCAAGACAUCAACUUUUCAAGGAGAGAUCUGUCCAAUGUUCGUCUUAAAUACUUGUAUGUAUUUUAUGAUUGCCGAGAACAUACUGUUCAGAAAGAUUUAACUGAUGCCUUAGAAUAAGCGCAUCUACGAAGCAGCUAUGAAUAAUUUUAUUGUAAAUUGAAUCAAAAUGUCAAAAAAAAGAAGAAUUUAAGAUCUAUAUUCUAAAAAUAUAUCUUCUGCCAGAAAUUGCUUCAUUUCUGAAUAGAUAAUUUGAUAUAUAAUCUUAUGCUACUAUGUUUCUUAAUUAUCAAGAAUUUUGACUAUAUAAAUGGAUACACAAAGUUAUUGUAUGAUUGACUUGUGUAUAUUACACAAUCUCAAUUUUGGCAUCUAUAUAUCAUCAGUUAAAUAUAAUUUGCCAGAUAUUCUUAUAAAUUGUUCAAGGAUUAACAAUUCACCAUUGGAAUAAAGUUCUUUAAUAACAUCUCCAAUUGAAUUUUACUCAACGAUGGAUUUCUUCAUCUCAACUGAAUCAUCAGAGAUCAAUCACAAGUGGAUAAUUUCUUUUAUAUUGCAUCUUCCCAGGAAGUUUAUAAAAUCUCUUCCCCAAAAAGUGCAUUGUCAAGAGAAGUGCUAGAUCGAAUGCUCGUUGUUCACAGAAAAAACUUAAUUCUGGAAAUAAGAGUAAAGGAAUUGUAUAAAUCAACAUCGAUACCAGAAAUGAUACAAUAGUCUUUAUAAAUUAAAUUAAACGAGAUUUCUGUUCGAUAAAAAUAAACAUCGUUCCUGGAGGAUAAUUCUUUAAAUAUGGUGAUUUUCAAUAAAUCUCAUGAGAGAAAAAAAGUGUUGGAGAUAAACUCCGGAUUUUAGAGUGUCUCGAUAAGAGAUCGUGCCAAAUAGUCGCAGCUGUGACUCAUUCCUCACGAAGAUUUCUUGUACGGCGAACACAUGAGCUUGCGUAAUUCUGUAUUUUUAUCUCUUACAUUUAUCGACGACUGUAACUGGCGAGCGGGCAAAAAGCGACACAUACAACGAAUUUGGAACGGAACUCAUGAUGACAACUUCACUUUUCGUCGACCAAACAAGAAAUUUGUGUAGCAAGAGCACAUAAUGAAGAUUGAGAUUAAUUUUAUUUUAUUUAGCAUCUCUAUCGGUAGAACUACAAAUGAAUUAUAGGAUAAAUCCAAACUAAAUACCGAUCUCAUUUCUUGCUGAGAUAUUACUCGAUGAUGUUUGAUCCGCAAUAAAGCUUUGGUGUAAUAUUUACUGGACAAUCUUUUUAAAAAUGCAGGUACUCUGUACGCACCGUUUUUUAAUGAUGAAGAGGCAAAAUGCGGAAUUUGCUGGCACAUACUCCCAAGGAUAGAAUAUACAAGUUGAUUUAUUAUAUUUAAAACAAAGUUUUUGAAAUAUAUAUGUGAUAAAUAUUUAUAUGGGCUCUAUGAAAACAAAUGCAAUAAUAAUAAAAAAAGCUAACAGUCAAACGGAAGGUGGAAGGAGAAGAUGUCACAAGUUCAGCUUAUAAAAAGAUAUCCGUAUAAUAUUAAAAGAACAGUACAAUUCACAAUAAGUGCAAUGUAAAAGUUCUUGUGUGAAGAACAGUACCAUGAAUUUAACGGAGAAUCAUGAACUGCAUCAUCCUUUUCUUCGAUUGCACACCGUUUUCGAGCGAUAAUAAAUCGUCACUCAUAAAGCGAAAAAUGAAGAAUAGGAAUAAAAAUUAAUAUGGACAUCAAAAUUCGACACGAGAAAUUAAAUUGCACCUUACGUAUCUUAAAUGAGAUCAUAAAGAUGGAGAAAAAGGAGAAAAAGAAAAAGAACGCUGCGGCCAAUGGAAAACUCAGUGGCAUCAAGCGUAAUCGCGGUGCUACGCGAGGCCGGGCUGGAUUCAGAGGAAGAGGCGCUAGAAUCAAACGUAAUGUUGGAACUGCUAUAAAAAAACAGCAACAGCAAACUUGGCAACGCAAUGUGAAUAAUACAAAUAAUGCUCGCCCCGGUUUCGUCAAGAACCGCUUUAAAAAGAACGACAAUCUCACGAAAUCGCGCAGCAAUCUGAAUUUAAAUCAAAAGAAAAACACAAGAAGUGCAUUUAACGUGCGCCGUGGCCGAACCAAUAGAUUCGGUUUGACUCGCAACAGAAGCCGAACGAACUUGACCUUCAACCAAGGUGGUUUCUUUACGAACAACAAGAGCCCGUUACAAAAGGCGAACAGCCUACCCAAUCUGCGAGAUCCGAAUUCUGUUCACAACCGUCUGGGCUAUCAGAGUCCUGCCCAAAUCGCCUACCGAAACCGUGUAAAACGAGCUAAACAACUGUUGCUACAGCGACAAAAUCAAAGAUUGAAUUUGCAAAAUCAAUUCAGAAUGCCCGGACAGAAAAAUCUACUCUUGACGCAACCGCGAACUCUUGGGAGACAGCAGAUAUUAACGUCACAACGUCGUUUUACAACUGGUGGACUGCGCUCCGAUCAAAUUGCACGUGCACAAAAGCGAGCACAAUACGAGCAAAAAAUGAUGAGGAUAAACGCCUCUCGAUUGACACCCAGCUCGAAUGUCAACUUCAUGUGUACACUAGGAAACGAAUAUAUUCCUAACUCCAUACGUCAACGACCGCUCACUCUGCCGCAGACUCGACACCCAUCGGCUAUUGGUGGCCCACGACCAUUGAUUAGAGGACGAUCACCAUAUAAACAGAGCACUCAGGGUUUAAAUAUGAUUGGUCGAGCACCGUUGUUCAACCGACGUUCAAGAUCGAGAUCGCGAUCACGUUCGCGCACACGCAACAUAGUUUCGUCUGAUUCCAGUGGCGAGGUCGACGAUCGUAGUUUUAGCGAAGUUAUGUACAGCCUGUCGGGAAAUCUCGGCGUCACAGGGCGAACUCUUAACGAUCGAUUUAGCUUUUAAAUGAUAGCGUUACAAGCUUCAUACACUGCUAAUCGGAUAGGAGUCGCGUCUUGAUUUCUAUUGUCAAAACUAUUGAUUUUAUGACAGUUUCCAGACAAUUUAAUUCAUUCGAUCGCUCAGUUUACUUUCAGCUUAAGACGCUUGGGUCACUUGUUGCAGCCCUAUUAUUAAUUAUGACGUCAAAGAAUUGAUUGAGACUACAGGAGUCUUGAUUUUUUAAUCUCUUGUCGUUUUUUUGUUUGUUAAGCAACUGAAAAAUUUGUUAUGGAUUAUUUCGAGAAAAUAAAUCUGAUUCCUCAAAUUUAAUUGUCCCAAAUCAACGACUCUUAUCCGGAAAGUACUGUAUUACACAGAUUUAUUGAUCAUACAUAUAUUGAUUAAUUCUUUAAGAAACAAAAAGUAACUUUUGUUUUAACAAUGUAGAAAAAAACGCAUAAAUAAAUUGUUUUUCUUUUCAUUGAUGUAUAUAGACACUAUACAUUAAUACACACCGCAUAUUAAUAUAAUUUUGUUUACUUAACAAUGUCAAAUUGCAAUUUAUUUUUGAAGAGUAACGCUUUCUCUUAAUAUUUUCACUACGUCAAUGUACGUACGUGUACCGUUUAUUUUUAAUAUUAAGAGAGAUAAUAUCGUACUUACACAUGAAUUCUCAAGAUGAUUUGAAUAAUAUAAGAUUUGUGUAUAGUUUUUACCUGUUACUAGUAAAACAAUUUAUUUUUGUGCAAUAAAAAAACAAAUGUAAAAAUCUUUUGGUAUUAUUGCAUUACACAAAGUAUAGAAAGAAUUAAUUGAUGGAUAUUACAAAUGAGUAUCGAUUAUAAAAUGUAGAGAUACAAUUCUUAUAGUAUGACGUUUCUUUUUAGACAUCUAUUUUUAUUAUGUGAAUUUAUCUUAAUUUUUUUUUAUUAGGAACUACUGUACAUCUUUCAAAUUUUCUGAAUUAACAAUUCAGUACGACUUGCACAAUUGAUUUCUUUAUGAAAAAAUUUUGAAAAUAAACUUUUUAAAGUAUAAAAAUUUAUAAAAAUUUUUAAAAUAUAAAACUA